Hyla sarda is the source of this 918-nucleotide messenger RNA. RefSeq names its product taste receptor type 2 member 9-like. NCBI's taxonomy places the organism in Eukaryota, Metazoa, Chordata, Amphibia, Anura, Hylidae. Gene Ontology annotation, cellular component: membrane. Gene Ontology annotation, biological process: G protein-coupled receptor signaling pathway; sensory perception of taste; detection of chemical stimulus involved in sensory perception of bitter taste. Gene Ontology annotation, molecular function: bitter taste receptor activity; G protein-coupled receptor activity. The record is from RefSeq and is a predicted model, not a curated record. The transcript has a single exon. The coding region runs from base 1 to 918 and encodes 305 amino acids.
AUGGCCCCUGAAGCACACACUAUCAUGAUUAUUGCUCUAACUAUUGAAUUUGUGGUAGGAAUAGCCCUAAAUCUGCACAUCCUGUUUGUUCAUUUAGGAAACCUAAAAAAUGGCCUCUCACUGGGCCCUUCUGAUAAGAUCCACCUCACCAAGGCUCUGGUCAAUAUCUCUCUGCACGUGGCGAUGACCGCACAAUGUUUAAGACAUGUUUUUUGGCCCCAUGUGUAUUUGAAAUAUUUUUUCUGGGUUAUAAUAGUUAUAACUUUCUUAAACUUUUAUAGUUAUUGGCUGACGGCCUUACUCUGUGUCUACUACUGCACUAACAUCACCACCUGUGGUCACCACAUCUUUGUUUGGCUGAAGAGGAGUCUCUCAUCUUACCUGCUGCACAUCCUUCUAGUAUCAGGACUUGGCUCACUUACCAUAAGUAUUCCAGAAAUUUGGAUUUGUAGCAAAAAGUCUGCAAGCAAUAGUACAUAUCAUUGUAUUAGUAUCCGGGGGGCAUUUUUUGAAAAUUUUGCAUACAAAACAAUAUCCUCCAUGCUGGGCUGCUUCUUACCCUUCGCUAUAGUUUUUGUCUCCACCACGUUCCCCUCGUGGUCUCUUCUCAUUCACAUGUGGAGAAUGAAGCAGAACAAUCCCGGGUUUACUCAAUCUAAUUUCCAAACCCAGAUUAAUGCUACAAGAACCAUGAUCCUGUUCCUUCUCAUUUUUGUUAUUUGCGGCGUGACACAAAUGUUUUUCAUUAUCCUUCGGUCAAACGAUUCUGAUGGCGUAAUGAUAGCAAUUUGGUUUAUUAUCUUGUCCUACCCAAUGUCAGAAGCCAUUGUCAUCAUCCAGAGCAGCGCCAAGCUUAGGAACAGCCUUCUUGAGAAAUUCUUUGAUAGAAGUAAAAGAAACGGUGAGGCUAAGACCUGA